AUGGCCUCCUCAACAGCUCAAAUUCACGCUCUUGGACUUGGGGCCGGCACUCACUUGGCAUCCUCUACCCAAAUCAUUAGAAAUCCCUCCAAAACAGUAUUUUUUGGACCAAGACUUAAUCAGAUGACGUAUGUUGGUUCCAGGCUGAAAAGUAAGGCCAGAAGCAGCUCGCGAGGAAAUCCCACUUGGACGCCUUUGCGCGUAGUAUCUGAAAAAGUUGUUGGAAUUGACCUGGGAACGACUAAUUCUGCGGUGGCGGCGAUGGAGGGAGGGAAGCCGACGAUAGUGACCAAUGCUGAGGGGCAGCGGACCACUCCUUCGGUCGUGGCCUAUACGAAAAAUGGAGAUAGGUUGGUGGGCCAAAUUGCGAAGAGGCAGGCAGUGGUGAAUCCGGAGAACACGUUCUUCUCUGUGAAGAGGUUUAUUGGGAGAAAAAUGUCGGAGGUGGACGAUGAGUCAAAGCAGGUUUCUUACAACGUGGUCAGGGACGAGAAUGGGAAUGUCAAGCUUGAGUGCCCAGCCAUCGGAAAACAGUUUGCUGCUGAGGAAAUUUCCGCUCAGGUUUUGAGGAAGCUUGUAGAUGAUGCAUCUAAGUUUUUGAACGACAAGGUUACUAAAGCUGUAGUCACAGUUCCAGCUUACUUCAAUGAUUCACAGAGGACAUCGACCAAGGAUGCUGGUCGUAUUGCUGGCUUAGAGGUUCUCCGGAUUAUAAAUGAACCUACUGCUGCUUCUUUGGCUUAUGGUUUUGAAAAGAAAAGCAAUGAAACAAUUUUGGUUUUUGACCUUGGAGGUGGAACUUUCGAUGUUUCAGUUCUUGAGGUUGGUGACGGCGUGUUUGAGGUCCUUUCUACUUCUGGAGAUACACAUCUUGGCGGUGAUGACUUUGAUAAGAGAAUUGUUGAUUGGCUGGCCUCAAAUUUUAAGAAGGAUGAAGGGAUAGAUCUUUUGAAGGACAAACAAGGUCUUCAGCGCCUGACUGAGACGGCAGAGAGAGCUAAAAUGGAACUUUCAUCUUUGACACAGACUAAUCUUAGUUUGCCUUUUAUUACGGCCACUGCAGAUGGCCCCAAACAUAUUGAAACUACUCUUACAAGAGCCAAGUUUGAGGAAUUGUGCUCAGAUUUGCUUGACAGGCUAAAGAAACCUGUUCAAAAUGCCUUGAAGGAUGCAAAGCUCUCAUUUAGUGAUAUAGAUGAGGUCAUUCUUGUUGGUGGCUCAACCCGUAUACCAGCUGUUCAGGGACUAGUUAAAAAAUUAACUGGAAAAGACCCAAAUGUUACUGUUAAUCCAGAUGAAGUUGUUGCCCUGGGAGCUGCAGUUCAGGCUGGCGUUUUAGCGGGAGAUGUCAGCGAUAUCGUUCUUCUGGAUGUGAUACCACUGUCUUUGGGGUUGGAAACUCUUGGAGGGGUGAUGACAAAGAUCAUUCCAAGAAAUACAACACUGCCGACUUCAAAAUCAGAAGUGUUCUCAACAGCUGCUGAUGGUCAGACAAGUGUUGAAAUCAAUGUCCUCCAAGGUGAGAGAGAGUUCGUUAGGGACAACAAGUCGAUAGGCAGCUUCCGUCUUGAUGGAAUUCCGCCAGCCCCACGUGGAGUACCUCAAAUUGAAGUCAAAUUUGACAUUGAUGCAAAUGGCAUCCUCUCUGUCAGUGCCGUUGACAAAGGAACUGGAAAGAAACAGGACAUCACCAUUACUGGUGCUAGCACAUUGCCCGGCGAUGAGGUCGAGAGAAUGGUUCAAGAAGCUGAAAGGUUUGCAAAGGAAGACAAGGAGAAGAGAGAUGCAAUAGAUACCAAAAAUCAGGCUGAUUCUGUUGUUUACCAGACCGAGAAGCAGCUGAAGGAACUUGGGGACAAAGUCCCUGGCCCCGUAAAAGAGAAGGUCGAGGCGAAACUUGGCGAACUGAAGGAUGCCAUCUCUGGAGGAUCAACCCAACCAAUAAAGGACGCAAUGACUGCUCUGAAUCAAGAAGUGAUGCAACUUGGCCAGUCACUAUAUAACCAACCCGGUGCAGCUCCAGGUACCGGCCCAACACCUGGUGGUGGGGCAGGCUCUUCAGAACCAUCGGACAAGGGACCUGAAGGAGAUGUCAUUGAUACUGAUUUUACAGAUAGCAAAUGA
Molecule: messenger RNA, 2124 nt
Organism: Fraxinus pennsylvanica
Lineage: Eukaryota; Viridiplantae; Streptophyta; Magnoliopsida; Lamiales; Oleaceae
Source: the annotation of a GenBank genome assembly